AUGGCGGUCGCAUACACUGCCAUCUGUUGUGAAAUAUGGGAAGUUAUACAAAGAAGGGAAGACAUGACCUCCGGAAAGGGGCACGAGUGGAAAGUAAGAAAUCGCGUUAUGAGGAGUUCGUCGAACAAUUCAAUGUCAUCCGCAUACGCGAGUAAUUCGUCUAGAACAAACAGUAGAAAAAUUUUUAGAAAAAUAAAUAAAAAAGAAGAUGACAGAGCAUCUGUUAAACAAGUCAUUAAAAUGUUGGUCGCUGUCGUUGUCAUUUACGUCCUAUGUUGGGGCCCCAUGCUCGUCGACAACGUACUACAAGCCUACGGAAUAUCGAGUCACAUAAGAAUCGGAUGGCUUAAAUACAUGGGAACAAUUUUUCAUUUGAUGGCUUAUUUUAACAGUUGCAUCAAUCCAAUCAUUUACGGAUUUAUGUCGAAAAAUUUUCGGGAAAGUUUUAUAAAAGCACUUUGCUGUAGAGGGAAUAAAUCUAAAGUGACUUUACGAAGUUUUUCACUUUCCCAAACGAGAAACACGUCCAUCAGAUUGGCUGAAUCCAGGUGA
Molecule: messenger RNA, 552 nt
Organism: Pediculus humanus corporis (human body louse)
Lineage: Eukaryota; Metazoa; Arthropoda; Insecta; Psocodea; Pediculidae
Exons: 4
Coding region: 1-552 (183 amino acids)
Biological process (GO): G protein-coupled receptor signaling pathway
Cellular component (GO): membrane
Molecular function (GO): peptide binding; G protein-coupled receptor activity
Source: RefSeq, a predicted model, not a curated record